GAGUGAAAUGGGGCAGAAAAAUUCCAAACUAAAACCAGAACUGGUUCGAGAGCUUGUUCAUAAGACAUACUGUAAGUCUUUCUUAUUUAUCUACUCUGAGUGAAUGGAUAUAACGAAUCCUCGCUGACAGACAUCAGAUCGUCAAACAGCUUUCUUAAGAUUUCUCUAGGCUCAAUAAUUUGCAUUACUUCGACCUUGUGCGCUGAAUUGUAAUAUUACUAAGUGUCCUUAUUAACUCGAUUAUUCCUCCCCAUUUUGUUUUUUCCUUAGUCAAUGAGAAGGAACUCCAGCAAUGGUGAGUUUUAAGCAUGCAGAUGGUUCUAAUUAAAUUCAUGAGCUGCUGCCAAAAGUGCUUACGGAUUUGUGAUCCGAUUGUCUCCCUCAGGUACAAAGGAUUCCUAAAAGACUGCCCGUCAGGAAACCUUAAUGAAUUAGUAAGUAAAAGUCACACCACGUUUAAAUGUCUUGGCAAAAAUAUUUCAGUAUUGAAAUUAACAUGUUUUUCUUUCUACAUGUACAUGUCUAUGGAUCUUGACGGAAUCUGCCAAUUAACAAUUAUAUCGACUAGAGUGCAAUUAAAUUAAGCCUUGCGGCUAUUCUAAUAUAUGAAUGUUAUUCUUUCUUUCUUUUUUUUCGCAAUAGGAGUUUCAGAAAAUAUACAAACAGUUCUUUCCCUAUGGUGACCCUUCAAAGUUCGCUUCUUUUGUCUUUAACGUGUUUGAUGAAAAUAAAGUAAGUACGUACUGUAUAGACUGUAUAAAGCUAAAAUAUAACUUGUGUACUGUAUAUAAUUCGUGGCAGUGUAUUUGAUUACGCUCAAAAUAGCGACUUUUAAAGAGAGAAUUUAGCGUUAAAAUGUCGCAAAAGAAGAGCGUUAAAAGCCAUGGUUGUCAUUAAGUACACACGAUCAUCGCUGGCAAGCGAUGGUCUAGAUUGGCAGACUAGCAGCUUUUAUUAAAGGAAAUAAUUCGCGGAAAAACCGCCCGCUAUUACCAAAAUGUGACUGAAAUUAAGCAGAAAAAUUUCUCAAACAUCCCGCAACACGAAGACUUCAAUGGAUAAUCGCUAGUAAAUUAAUUAUGUUACAUGUUAGUUCGAAUGUAUAAAUUUUACUCCGCAGACCGCCGCGAUUAGAAAUUCUUUUCCGUGAUGUUCUCGUCGUCUGCACCUACCUUGUCUCAUAUUACAAAUGUUUUAGUUUAUUCGAACUACAGUUUUUCUGCCUCUAAAAAGGUAUCUAAUCCAAAAUUUUUACUUGCAGAAAAUGACAUGUUUAUAACUGGCAUAUGGACUUAUAAACGCCAGAUUAUUUGAGUUCGUGGAAAUAUAAUUUCGAAGGAGAGAUUAAAUUAAUUGACUCUCAGUCUAAUAUAUAAAAAAACGUUACAAAUUUCUCGUCUGAUAUUAUGAAAUGGUUAUUCUGGUGUGUCAAGAAUCUACAUCACGUACAUGGUCUGAUCAGCUUCACAAUUAAUUAAUACGACAGUGAAACAAUGUCGCGGUGACAAAAUAAUAUUUUUUAAUUAAGUUAUGUCUAAAUUUCAAGAACACUUAUAUUUCUAAUUUUCUUUCGAUUUUCGUGUCGAUAUGAAGGUGCUUUUAGACGACAGUAUAAAAUCACCGGACAUUUAUAGACCUUCAAACGGGAAUCAGACAUAGAAUGAAACGUGUGAAGCAACCAAACAAAUUUUAUGAUAUGAUUAUUGCCCUGUACUAUGAAAAAAAUUACAGUUAAAUUUAAUUCAAUGCAUUCUUUUUAAUAAAAGGUAAAAUGAGGUUCUGCAGUUUUAAGAACAGUUAUCACUCUAAGAAAUAAAUUAUUGAACAUGACUUUUGGUAGGGUUAAUAAUUAUUAGCUUUAUUUCUAACAUGACGAGGACGGAAUUGGCCAACUACAUUAUGUGGAAUUUAAUUUUUUUUUUUUACAGAUUGUGAAUUUAAAACACAUGUAUGGGCAUGGGUGUGGUGUGGGAUCAAAGAAAUGCCCCUUGUAAAAUGGUUUUAGGAAUGGUUAUAUCCUGACAAGAAGUUACUCAAAAAAGUUUUAUAAUGGGAGCCUCCACCCCAAGGUCCAACCCCUUCCCCUUUAUAUAUCGCUUUUGACAGAAAAAGGUACCCUUUCCGCAUACCUGUUUAUUUUGAAAAAUGGUACCCUUUUCACAUACCUAGUUUAGAAUUUUGCAUCCUUUACAACUGAUGUAAAUGUAUUCUCCUUAAUCUAAAUAUGAAUAAAUCUUAAAACCAGAACGUUUUCUCAACUUUUUUUUCACCGCCAUAAAAUGCAACUGUUAGCAGUUUCCGGCCUUUUUACAGACUGAAAUGACAGAUUUCCCUGCUCCUUAAUAUAUCAAAAAGGUAUGGGCCAUUACAUUGAGUACCCCUCCCCCAUGUGGGGUUAUACUCAGCAACCUUUUCAGAAGCCUUGACCAUCGGGUUUGUUGUAUACACAUCUAGAUUAUUUUUCUUGCGCUGGUCAGGAUUGCAGCCAUUUAUACCUCACUGUUAACAUUUUAAAACAACAGUCAGUAAGAAGUUAUUGAUCUCUGUGACUUUGUGUACAGGAUGGGACCAUUGAAUUCAAAGAGUUCAUCUGUGCUUUAUCAGUAACUUCGAGAGGGAGUAUUGAUGAAAAGCUAAAAUGUAAGUAAUACAAAAAACUGGGCAUCAGUCAUUUAUUUCACUCUAGAAUUUAAUUUAUAAUCCAUCCUGAGCAAGAUGUGAAGUCAGUAUAUCCCUGUCAGGGUGAUCAGUCACUCAACAAGUGACAUCAUGGCCUUGAAACAACAAAACAGAACAAUGAAAUGGAGACAAAAAAGACUGCAGGUGGAUUGAAUCUGCGACAGAGAGAAUCAUUAUACAACAUCAUUAUUACAAGAAUCUAUAUACAUGUAGCAACAUACCUAAGGGGUACUCAACAAUAAAAGUAAAUUAUAAGAGGCUAAUAUAAUGGAGAUGUGCCGCUGGAUUGGGUUUGCAUUUUCAUGACCAGAUUGACUAUAAUGGGGUCACAUUUUCAAUAGAGUUACUAGAAUGGGGUCACACAUUUUCGGAUUUUUGGGGGUAAUGCAGGUCUUCAUAUUUACAGUUAGCAAAUGUAACAGAAUGUUUGUGGUGUUAAUGAAAAGUAAAGUGUUCUUCAUUCAAUCUAAAAAUGGCUCAACUCAUAAAAAUAGAAGGUGACUAAGUUGGGAUUGCAAAAAUUACAUAUUUGCCCAAGUGACUUAGAUGGGGUCUAUAAUAAGAAUCGACUAUAAUGGGGUAGGGGCUCUGAGAGGCCAGGGAGACAUACCCGCGAAAAAUUAACCCAAGUACCUGCCCCCGGUUCCCCAAGGACCAACUCCUUUCCCUUUUAUAUACCAUUUUUGACAGAAAAGGUACCCUUUGCGUAGACCUUUCAUGACAAAUAGUACCCUUUCACAUACCUAGUUUAGAACUCUGCAUCCCUUUUAACACUGUAAAAUUAGUAAUUUAUGCACUUUUUUCUAAAUAAGAAUAAAUCACAAAGCUAGAAAAUUUUCCCAUCUUUUCACAACUAUAAACUCCUUGUCUAGCUCUUUAAGACCAUUUUACAGACUGCAAUGACAGAUUUCCCUACCCUCCCUCCCCUCUCAUAUACUUCAACUAAUUAAAUCCCUACCCUUUCAUAUACCUGAAGCCUGAAAGAGGUACUCCUUUCAAGUAGAGUCUCCCCAUAUAGGCCAUCACAUGGAGUAACACCCCCCAACCCGGGCAACAAACAUUAUAAUUAUAUUAACUAAUUCAUUAACAUACCUGAUGGUAUUAAGUAACAGUACAUACAUCUAUAUCUAUCAAUUUCCUGCAGGGGCAUUUAAACUGUAUGACCUGGAUGAUGAUGGCUACAUAACAAAGGCAGAAAUGCUUCAUAUAGUUGAUUCCAUUUACAAGAUGGUGGUAUGUUAUAUUUUACAUGUUUUUUAAUUUACCUUUUCCCACAAAGAAAGUAGAAAGUUUGGCUACAAAUACAUCAUACGUGUGAACACAAGGGCAAAUCCAGGAAUUUGUUCUUGGGGGGGUCCAAACUUUGGUUCAGAAAGGACUGUUGAACUUUUUUGUAGGAAAUUACUUCUCCUCCACACCCUCCACACCAUAGAAAGAGGUUAUCAGCCAAGUUGUCGCCAUAAUUGUCUGGCCACGUGUUUCUCAAUCUGUGAACCCUGACUUGCAAUUGGUGCAGGGAAUACUGCUUUGCAAGCAGAGGUGAACAGAUCAUAGAAGGGUACCCAAAAACAAUUACAUUUUUUAAUAUCCCUGGAAUUUAGUUUAGUGGCAAAAUGCAAUGCGUGUUUUAUUAGCAAAUAUCAGCCAGUUAAAAAGUGAUAUACAAUCCUGUCAAUGUAAAACUUUCAGUCUCAAACAAGCGUCAGGUCUGAUAGGGAGGUGUGGGCUUUGAGUGGCUUUGUCAGAAGCAUGAGCAAUAGAAGCCAGAGCAGUAAGACAAAACCUGCCAAGGAACUCUGGCCACUCAAGUUUGGCCUCAUUUACAUGCAAUCUUUCCAAUCGAAUAACUCACCAAAGAGGAUUUUGCUAAUGACAUAUAUAAUACUUAAAUACAACUAGAUGUUCUUUUAAUUAAUGACCUCUUGGCAAUCAUCUCCAAAACAUGUCAAGUAAUUAAGCAGCCACCUACCUACUUGAAUUGAUUAGUUUAAUAUACCUAGUAAAUAUACCGGCCUGGAAAUGAGGUUGCUUGCUCAUGUACAACUAGAUUGACAUCAACCAUUAGAGCCUUUUAAAACUGUGAACACUGGCAGCUUGGGUCACUCUAGAUAUUUCUCAGAAUGGACCACUGAUGAUAACCAUAACUGGUGAAACCACAUGAAUGUUAAAGAAUAAUGAUAUCACAGGAAGUGCUGGUUUUUUAUGGUUGUCCAGUAUUUAACUGUUUAACAAUUAUUCCUCGAGCCCGAAUGGGCUCUACGUGUCAUCAAUAGCACAUGAGGCUGAAGGCUGAAUGGGCUAUUGACUCAGAGGCCAUGAGGGUGAGAGGAAUAAUUGUUUUAGGAAAACCCAACUAGUUGGUCAAAGAUAUCGAGAAUAAAGAACUUUUAGCUAGUUAAAGCUAGACUUUAAUCCUUUUUUGCCGCCAAAAAGCACGUGCUUUUCGCUACUAGGGGGCUAUAACAUAUAGCCUAGUAGUAGCUCAACCAAUCAGAACACAGCAUUGAUAAUAGACCACUAGCUGGAUUUUACUAAAAUUUAAUAUUAUUAUUUUCAUCAAAGGCCAGUAUGGUUAAAUUGCCAGAGGAUGAGGACACACCCGAGAAGAGAGUCAACCGAAUAUUUAGUCAAAUGGACACUGUAAGUCACGAUACUUACUGCACCUUUCCCUUUAAUGAUGUCAAACCGAGGGCUAUUAAUGAAUUGCACAGUGACAGCAGACAGUGGCACUCAAACAUUUGGUAUUAUCCAUUAAUUAGACACCAACAACAACAACAACGACAAAAAGUAGAAAUAACUAUUUCAAGGCUAGCUCAAUAUUUAUUGGCAGAAAUCUUGCCUGAGAAGUAG
Molecule: messenger RNA, 5529 nt
Organism: Porites lobata
Lineage: Eukaryota; Metazoa; Cnidaria; Anthozoa; Scleractinia; Poritidae
Source: the annotation of a GenBank genome assembly